Molecule: messenger RNA, 678 nt
Organism: Trichomonas vaginalis G3
Lineage: Eukaryota; Parabasalia; Trichomonadida; Trichomonadidae
Product: C2H2 zinc finger protein, CGI-62-related family
Exons: 1
Coding region: 1-678 (225 amino acids)
Molecular function (GO): protein binding
Source: RefSeq, a predicted model, not a curated record
AUGAGUGGUGAGGACCUGGACGUUGAUGGCGUUGCCGAGGCCCUCGAAAAAGCAGGCUUUUCCAAUGCUGUCCAGUAUUUCCGUGAUGCAGAAAUAAAAGGAGUCGUUCUUCCUUUAAUAACGGAUGAGCAUCUUAAAGAAAUGGGAGUUGGUCCUGUUGGAACAAGACUCUUAAUAUUAAGAUGGAUUCGUAAGACAUUUGGCGUAUACAGAAAUUCUCCACCUUCGGUUACUGUAUCACAACGUUCAUUGCCACCAGCAGAUAUGGAUGAUGGCGAUCAAGAUUUAGAAUUUGCAGCACCACCAACUGCAGCUCCAAAAAUGGGUGGUGGCCAGCCAAGACCAAGUUCUGUUAAACCUAAAACAGCAAGUGGAUCUCGAGGACCUCCUCCACAACAACAAGAUGCACCAAAAGAAGUACCUAAGUGGCAAAGAGACCACGAUAAAAUGGUUGAGUCAAUUCGCGCUGCUAGAAGAUACGCAAAAUACCAAGCUGAUCUUGAGGCCGGAAAGGCUGUUGGUCCACCACCAGAGCUUCCACCGAUUGAAGAGCCUCCGGAUCUCGUUCAGUGCCCAACUUGCGGCAGAAAGAUGAGCGAGGAAGCUGCUAGACAUCACUUCCCUGUUUGCGAAAGAAUGGCCAUGAAUAAGACAUACUCUGCUCCAAAGAGGCGCUAA